AUGACACCAAAAUCUGCACACAGGUACCGCCCUGAAAGCUCCCAUGCACAGCAUGUCUCUAUUAACUGUGCCAGUGUCGUACAAGAGGAGAUCUUGAGGCUACAGGACGAGCGAAGGUUACUCAAAGAUGAAAUUGUUCUGCUUAGGGAUGAAAAUUCCCAACUUUUGAAUCGAAACCAAGCGCUGGUACACGAGGUGGAACGGAGAAAGUUGGAUACUAAAAAGUUAACUGAAAAGUUACGCCUCUUGUCUUGUGAGCUUGGAAAGUACCGGGCGAUGACCCCUGACCUUGAGGAGAAGGUCGAGUCCUUGACAGCUGAGACCCAUUCACAGGAUGUUGCCCUCAGAGAUGCGGAAGAGAGAUUUGAGAAAACUCAGAAGCUGUUGGCUGAUGCAGAGAAUGAUCUGAGCAGAUUCAGGAGAGAGCAAUCUGACUGUUCUGCAGAGAUUAUGUCGGAAAGAAACCUGAGGAAAAGAAUGGAGAGUCAGAGAGACCUGGCUGUGGAAGAACUGAGUCAACUCCAGACUCUACUCAACACAUACCAGAAAAAGGCCAAGGAGAAGAUCUCUUCACUGGAGACGAGAGAGGAUCAUCUGCGCGACAGUCUGGCUCAUGCUAACCAGGAGAGAGAAGAACUACUGGAGAGCUCAUUGCACCUCCACCAGCAGAUCUAUGAUCUUCAGGAGGAAAUCAGAGAAAUCAGGCAAAGUACAGGAGCUGAACUUGAGGCUAAGGAAGAACUGGAACAUACUGUCCAGGCUUUGCAAACAAAGUUAACUCAGCAGUCCAAAAAAAUUGAAACGUUAAAAUCUGAGUUAAAGGACAAAGAAGCCUUGAGAAAACAGAAUGCCAGUUUGACAGCCAAGGUGGAAGGUCAAGCAGCUCAGUUGGCACAGUGCCAGAAGGAAAUCAAUGACAGUCAGCUGAUGCUAGAGCAGCUGGAGAGACUGGCAGAGCAGGUGCAGAACACUCAAGGGAGAGCACUCCAGAGAGCCAGAUCAACCAAUGACAGUGGAGUGGGCAGUAUCAGCGGUGAAACUGCCAGGAACCGAAGCUCAGAGUGGAAGUCAGCAAGGUCAUCGCCAACACCGCUGCAGCUCUCCAUGAAGGAAGGCGAUGAUCAGAAACAGAUGAAACCUGCCAGUAUCCUGGAGAGCCUGCGGUCUGAGCUGCUGGCCACCAUCGAGAAGGGACGCUUGUGUGAACGGAAAUCUCAAGAGAUGGAGCUGAUGUUAAGCCAGCUGGAGUCAGAGCGCACUCGUCUGAAACGAGAGCUGGUGGAGGCGCAGCGCGAAUCCUCCGACAAAGAUGCCAUUUGUUCAUCGCUGGAAUCACGACUGAAGCAACGUGACAACCAACUGACAGAGUUACAGAGUGAGCUCAGCCUGAAGACUGCAUCCUACAAUAACUUAGAACGAGAGCUGCGUAAAAAAUCUGCUCAGAUGCGAUCUCUGGAGGAGCAGCUUGACGAGAAGGUUGGAGAGUUCACAAUGCACAUGACACGCCUCAAACUACAGGAGGAUAAUGUCUCCAGCAAGGAGGCUGAAAUACAGGACCUGCGUGCCGACCUGAACAAGAAAGACAAACAGCUGCAAGAAAUUUCAUCUGCAGGAGAAAAAGUGCGGAGAAUACAGCAGGAGCAGUUCCAGGAAUUUGAGAAACAAAUUGAUAUCUUGCAAGAAGAACUGGAGAAAAAGAUAAAGGACACUCAGACUUUAUCAUCUGACCUUGAGAGAAUGACCUCUGACCUUGAAGUCAAGGACAACAGACUUAAAGAAGAAGAAGAAGAACUAACAGCUGUCAGAAAGGAGCUGGCUGCCAAAAAAUCAGAUGAGAAGAAGAUAUUAGCAGAGCUGGAAUCUCAAACAGGCCUGGCAACCAGUCAGAUUAAAGAGCUGGAGACAGCAUUGGUCGUGUGUCGAGAGGAAAUAAGCGUCUACAUGGAACAGCUGGACAAGUCUAAAGAAGACUUUGAUAAGCAGCUGACAGAUAAAAAUAAACAGGUGUCAGUUUUAGAUCGUCAGUUGAAAGAGGCAUUUUACGACGUUGAGGAGAAAGAUCAGCGCAUAAUGGAGCUGGAGAAGAGUGUAAGGGAUCAACAGACCAUGUUACAGCAAAGCUCUGUGCGUAUCAGUGAGCUGGAGAGCAGCCAGGAAGAGCUACAGACUCAGGUUUGUGACUCAGGUUAUCAGGUGUUGUGGAAAUAUGUGUGCUGUGAUAGACUGUACAGAUUCUAUGUCAUUGGGGGUGGGACAUACAGCCAGGCAGAGCUACAGACUCAGGUUUGUGACUCAGGUUAUCAGGCGUUGUGGAAAUAUGUGUGCUGUGAUAGAUUGGACAGAUUCUAUGUCAUUGGGGUGGGUUGA
Messenger RNA from Liolophura sinensis, 2367 nucleotides. RefSeq names its product coiled-coil domain-containing protein 18-like. Lineage: Eukaryota; Metazoa; Mollusca; Polyplacophora; Chitonida; Chitonidae. The record is from RefSeq and is a predicted model, not a curated record. The transcript is spliced from 14 exons. Bases 1 to 2367 code for a protein of 788 amino acids.